Molecule: messenger RNA, 1928 nt
Organism: Danio rerio (zebrafish)
Lineage: Eukaryota; Metazoa; Chordata; Actinopteri; Cypriniformes; Danionidae
Source: RefSeq, a predicted model, not a curated record
GACGCUCAGACAGAAGCAGAUGAAGUUCAUUAGUUCAUUACUGCUGUAAUUUGCAGGAUGCAGAGGCUGAUGUUCCUCCUGAUGUUGACGCAGUCAUGUGCGGAUAAUCCAGCAUUCAAAGCUCUUCUGUCAGAGAAGGCUCUCACAGACUUGUCUCAGAUGAUGCCUGUCUGGAUACAAAGCAAAAUGAAGAGCACCGCAAUCCCAGACAUCCAUGAUCAAGUGGACAUUGGCAUCGGCUGGGUGAACUACGUCCUCUCACACAUGCGUGUCGUGCAGUGCGAAACAGCUGAGCCGUCGCUGGUGUUUGUGGAGGGAACAGGACUGUAUCUGGAGGUCCGUGAGCUCUCAUUGGCUGUUUCUGGCAGAUGGAGAACAAAGUUCGGCAUCAUCACAGACAGCGGCUCGUUUGAUGUGGAGGUCUACAAUAUAUACAUCCGUGUGGUCCUGGGGGUCGGGGAUAAAGACGGUCACCUCUCCAUCAGCAGCGAAUCCUGCAGUAAUGAUGUAGGAAAUGUCUACAUUCAGUUUCACGGAGGAACAAGCUUCUUCUAUCAGCUGUUUGAAGAUUAUUUCAGUGGAAAAGCCUCAGACAUGAUACGCCAGAAGAUCUGUCCAGCAAUCCAACAAGCAGUCACUAACAUGGAGACAAUUCUGCAGGAACGAACCGUGAACAUACCCGUGGAUAAGUAUGUUUAUCUGAGUGCUCCCCUAACCUCCGCCCCGGCCGUGACCGAUCAGAGCUGCCGAUUAGAGGUUAAGGCUGAGUUUUACAGCAGGCGUUCUCCAUCUGAACCUCCAUUCUCCGCCCGUGCGUUUGACCUUCAGUAUUCAGACAAGCACAUGCUUACACUGGCUGCAUCCCAGUUCACGGUCAACUCAGCAGCGUUUGCGUAUCUCAGAUCUGGGGCUCUUCAAACCAACAUCACAGACGACAUGAUACCAAAGGGUUCCCCGCUGCAUCUGAACACCAGUCAGUUUGGGGUCUUCAUCCCACAGCUGCGCACAUUAUACCCCGACAUGAAGAUGCAGGUGCUGUUAUACGCCAGCGACAUGCCGCUGUUCUCCUUCACUUCAGGCCUCAUGAACAUUCAUGUGAAGAUGGCAGCAAAGUUCUCCGCUGUUAAAGCUGACGACGCUCUGGUGCCUCUUUUCACACUGAAUGUGGACAGCAGAUUCAGCGGAAUCGCUCAGAUUAGCAAUCAAAAACUGACCGGAGCUUUCAAAGUGAACAAUAUAACACUGACUGUGGGAUCAUCUGAGAUUGGAGAUUUCAAGACUGACACAAUUAGGCAAGUGUUAGUGAUCGCCGUCAACACCAUUAUCCUGCCAAAGCUAAACGCUCGUCUGAGGUCCGGCUUUCUCUUGCCCACGCUGCAGGGAUUUAGCUUGAGUAACUCUCAACUGCUCAUCAAAAACGGCUUUGUGGUCAUUUUUACCGACAUCAGACUCCCUGAUGGGCUGAAUGCUCCAUAACGGCUCACAUGUCAACACAAACCACAGGCGCUCGACAGAACUCUGCUGUUCAUUAUACAGCCAACUGCUUUUGUGUUGUCAUGUUUUGUGUGAACAAACUGCUUAUACGUUUCCCAGUGCUGGGUUGCUGCAGGAAGGGCAUCCACUGCCUAAAAAAUACGCUGGAAUAGUUGGCGGAUGGUUCCGCUGAUGAACCAAGGGAAAAUGAAUGAACUGCUGUCAUUGGCUGUAUGUGGUUGUCUCUUGUUUUGAGCACACGGCUUUGUUUUGUUUCACUUUCUGCCUUGCACUUUCAUCAGUCUCCCCCAUCUCAUCUCUUACUGUUACCUGACACAUCUCCAAAUUACCUAGGGACGACUGGCUGUAAUUCUCCAUUCCAGUGAGUAAAGCUGGGUACCAUAUGAAUGUUAUCAAUUCUUUAAUUAUCAAUUAAUUAAAUGAGUAAACAGUGG